UGGACCAUUAAUUUUUCGUACUAAAACCAAAGACCAAUAAUUUAGUCCAACACAUUAGGCGGGGCCCACCCAAUUUCUAGAAUCUCCGAGGUGUUUCUUCUACCUCAAUCCACUUGUCACCAUUUAAAACAGCCACCAGUCUCAGCUCACUUCACAAAUUCCUUGGAAAAAGUUGCUCACUUUCUUCUCCAUUUUUGUUUUGAUCUCUUGAUUCUCAGAAACUCCAUCCCAAACCAAACCCAGUUGAACAAAGAUGUCAAUCGUCCCAAUCAACGAGCAACGAGGCAGUGACUUCGACCCUUCCUUGGCUCUUGACCUGUGGGACCCAUUCACAGAUUUCCCUUUCCCAUUCCCUUCCUCACUCUCCAACGUUUUCCGGGAAUUCAAUCUGGGUUCUUCGGUAAACUCAAGACUAGAUUGGAGAGAGACCCGACAUGCCCACAUCCUAAAGGCGGCUCUUCCUGCGUUCAUGAACGAGGACGUGCUUGUGGAGCUUCAAGACGAGCGUGUGCUUCAGAUCAGUACAGACAGCGGUAGCUUCAUGACAAAGUUUAAGCUUCCGGACAACGCCAAGAUUGAGCAGCUUAAGGCCUUCAUGAGCAAUGGGGUUCUCACUGUCACUGUUCCUAAGGAGGAGCCCAGCAGACCCAAUAUCAGAGCCAUUGAAAUUUCUGGCGAAGAUUAAGGUGGUGAGGUCUUCUUUUGGCUAAUUUAAGAUAUGGGUAGCUGCGUUUUGUGUCAGAAUGUGAAUAAAGUUUGUGUCUUUAUGUGAUUGAAAUGUAUAAAAAAUAGGUGUGAGUUUGUAAUGCUUUUAGUUGAACUUAAUGUGCUAUGUUGUAUGAUGUUAGAUGUUGCGUUCAUCUACUCUAUAUUGUACAAAAUAUUAGAAAUGAUGAUCAUUGCAAUAACUGAUACUGCCAAUGGAGUAUGAAAUUGUAUGCUGUGUUCAUCUACUUUGUAUGGUACAAUAUAUAAUGGAUGAUGAAAUUUGCAAUAA
Messenger RNA from Prunus persica (peach), 997 nucleotides. RefSeq names its product 18.5 kDa class I heat shock protein. The record is from RefSeq and is a predicted model, not a curated record. Bases 254 to 685 code for a protein of 143 amino acids. The transcript has a single exon. Gene Ontology annotation, biological process: response to salt stress; protein folding; protein complex oligomerization. NCBI's taxonomy places the organism in Eukaryota, Viridiplantae, Streptophyta, Magnoliopsida, Rosales, Rosaceae.